GUACAAUUAUACAUAAUUACAAAUAGAUUUGUAAUGAGCCACGUGUAUCUUCCCAUGUUUUACUAUUGUAUCAGGAGUUAAUCAAAACAAUAAUUGAGUGUUUUGUGUGGUUUUUCUUCACUCUUGUUUUUUACAGUGAGAAAGGAGAUAAAGAGAGAAAAAACGACUGAAAUAAACAAUCGGUAGAUAUUUCUUGUAUUUAGAUUUUAUGUUUUCUUUCGUACUUUUUCUUUUUUUGGAUAAACUUCGAAAUCUCGAACUUGUUAAGAAGCAUGUGAACUGAGGCCCGCCAGUGUCAAAGUCAAAUGUUUGACGAAUUCUCUACAAAGACCGCCAUAAGUAAAAGCGACAGGGAUCAGAGCUUGAUUGAGUUCACAAUUGUAUCAAAAUUAUAAAAAAAAUGGAUGAUCUUGUGAAUGAUAACGACGAUGGAUCAGAUGAAGCCAACGAAGAAGUUGUCAAGAUACUGAAGCAGGCAUCGGAGGAGGUCAUCGAUAUCGUUGACCUCUCUAGUCAACAGUUAAGGUUUCUUCCCGAAGCAUUUGGCAAGCUUUCCAGUUUAAUUCAUCUCAAUCUCUCCAAUAAUCACUUACAGGUGCUUCCUGAUUCAAUUGCAGGAUUAGUGAAACUAGAGAAGCUUGAUGUUUCAUCCAAUCUUUUAGAAUCAUUGCCAGAUUCCAUCGGCUUGUUGACAUCUCUCAAAAUCUUAAACAUCUCAAGCAACAAGCUCAACACCAUUCCAGAAAGCAUCGCCUUUUGCAAAUCAUUGGAAGAAUUGUAUGCAAGCUUCAAUAACCUAAUAUUCUUGCCAACAAACUUCGGUUUUGGACUAAUAAGCCUCAAAAUCCUGUCAAUCAGCCUCAACGAAAUCCGUUUCCUUCCAACUACCAUUAGUGAACUAGAAUCUUUAAAAUACCUAGAUGCGCAUUUCAACAAACUCCAUGGCCUUCCAUCUUCAAUUGGGAAACUGUCAAAUCUUGAGGUAUUGAACUUGAGUAGUAACUUCAGCAAUUUGACAGAGUUACCUGACACAAUUACAAACCUUAAAAACCUCAAAGAACUUGAUCUCAGUAACAACCAAAUCAAGUCUCUUCCUGAAUCAUUCGGUCAACUUCAGAAUCUGACCAAAUUAAACUUAGAUCAGAACCCGAUUGUAGUUCCUCCAAUGGAGAUUGUAAUGGAAGGAACUGAGGCUGUGAAGGGCUUUAUGGUCAAUUGGCGGCUUGCUAAUAUAGCUGCUGAGGAACAAAGGCGUGUGGUUGAAAAUGAUGAGAAUCAAGGAGGAUGGAUGGCUUGGGGAACCAACAUGGUUAAUGUGUAUCUUGGACAAGGACAUGGUAAAUCUUCUACUUCCAAAGACUCAUACUUGGAUCAAUUAUUGUAAUAUUUUAAAGUAUAAAAACUUUAAAGUUACUUAACAACAAAUGAUAAAGUGCGUAUCAUGUUGUAAGUGAUGGUUGAACAUGGUAAUUGUUGUGAUGAGUGAAAUAUUUAUGAUGUGUAUUUUGUAUUUAUGUGAUCUUUUUUGUCACUUUGUUAUGCUUCUUAUUAGAAUGUGUAUAUAUAAAUGAUAUUUCUCGGUAUUAACAA
Lactuca saligna is the source of this 1590-nucleotide messenger RNA. NCBI's taxonomy places the organism in Eukaryota, Viridiplantae, Streptophyta, Magnoliopsida, Asterales, Asteraceae. The record is from the annotation of a GenBank genome assembly.